AUGGAAACCCUAAUAAAAACACCCAAAAACCGAUACUUACAGCCCACCUUGCUGGCCAUGCCCACGAUGAAGAUUCCCAGGCCAAAGUUUGUGCCCCUGGCCAGCGAACGCCUUCCGAACGACUUGGAGGACGAACAGGAUGAGUACACGGACGACGAUGGCUACGAUGGGGAGCGAAACAUGAGAGCUCCCAAGCCCGCGAUCUAUGGCCUGCGUUUUUAUAAUAACAAUUAUGAGACCGAGGAAGUGAGCGAAAAUCACUUGGAGACGGAAAGAAAGAGGAAGUUUGGCUACAGGGCACCCAAGUUUCGACCGAACCAACCAGCUGGGCGUCCACCAAGGUCGGAAACGGGUUCCAAUUCCACUGCGAGGACGCCCAUGGACUUGGCCAGGGGACAGCCGCACUUCAAGGGACCCUACAUGCCGCUCCUGCAGCACAGGAUUGCCAAUGCGGAGGCCUACGGCCUCAUCCGGGGUCCCAAUGAGAAGAGCAGCCUGCUCCUGGACGACAUACUCAAGCAGUUGUCGCGCCUGGACCACUGUCCCAUCAAUCUCAACUCGAUUUUCCGCGGCACGGGUCCCCAGAACGCCCCAUCGUAGAUACCAUUGAAUUAUCUAUCAAAUUGUACAAGUAACUUUACUAAAGAAGGCGCUGACUUGGCAGUCGAUUCAGACUACUCAA
Drosophila biarmipes is the source of this 682-nucleotide messenger RNA. RefSeq lists its product as uncharacterized. The transcript has 2 exons. The record is from RefSeq and is a predicted model, not a curated record. NCBI's taxonomy places the organism in Eukaryota, Metazoa, Arthropoda, Insecta, Diptera, Drosophilidae. The coding region runs from base 1 to 600 and encodes 199 amino acids.